AUGAGGCGGGGCGCCAAGGAAGCAACUGGCGACAAAAGCCGCCCGCAGCGCCUGGUCAGGGAGAUCGCCCAGGACUUCAAGAGUGACUUGCGCUUUCAGGGGCAGGCGAUUCUUGCACUCCAGGAGGCGGCCGAGGCCUACCUUGUGACGAUCUUCGAGGACAGCAAUCUCUGUGCCAUCCACGCCAAGCGAGUGACCAUCUUGCCCAAGGACAUUCAGCUGGCAAGAAGGCUCAGGGGGGAAACACGGUUUGCAUACUCGCGCUCCAUCAUGGCCCCGAAGCGCCCGGCUAAAGUGGCAGCUUCCGUCGAAUCAAAGCCUCCGCAACGGAAGAAGGUCGCCGGGGAGAAGGCUGACCAGACCGGCAGGCCGCCCCCUGAGAAGCUGGGGCCGGAAGCAUACCCCGAGCCCCCCGAGGCCCUCUUUGACGCCCGCAUCGACCUGGCUGCUACAAUUGCAGCCAAUGCUGCGGCACUUUAUGGCGAUAGCGCGAUCAAGAGGCACCUCCAAGAAUGGCGCGGGUUUGCGGAGAGGCAGCAAACCCAAGACGGGCGUGUGGCGGUCCGGGUUGUUGCCGCCUUCGUGGAAGGAGAGGGGGCGUUUGGAGCAGAAGUGGCGGCCUUAGGCGGCGGAGAUUCGGGUGGGGCGGGGACAAGCGAGGCAGGUGAUAUGAGGGCGCCCGCGGAAAAGAUGCACUUGCGGUGCAAGAGCAUCGGGGACCUCAUGGCAGGAGGACCAGUGGGUCGAGAACUAGUGCCAUUGGGGGAAGGCGAUAGGCUUAGGGGGGGUUUCCGACCUUAG
Klebsormidium nitens is the source of this 801-nucleotide messenger RNA. Lineage: Eukaryota; Viridiplantae; Streptophyta; Klebsormidiophyceae; Klebsormidiales; Klebsormidiaceae. The record is from the annotation of a GenBank genome assembly.